AUGUUUGAUCUCGAGGGACGGCGAUCACGGACCAGAAACGGUCACACUUCUCCGGAGGCUUUCAUCAUAUAUGAGGAGACGCUGUUAAGACAGCAAAAAAAUCUCCUAGACCAGGUGUCCGUACAAGUUGAGUGGUUCUAUCGCAAGUGCACUUAUGUUGAGCUUACGGGCAUGCUCUAG
This is a messenger RNA of Plasmopara halstedii, 180 nucleotides long. RefSeq lists its product as uncharacterized. The transcript has 2 exons. NCBI's taxonomy places the organism in Eukaryota, Oomycota, Peronosporomycetes, Peronosporales, Peronosporaceae. The record is from RefSeq and is a predicted model, not a curated record. The coding region runs from base 1 to 180 and encodes 59 amino acids.